This is a messenger RNA of Oncorhynchus masou masou (cherry salmon), 9998 nucleotides long. RefSeq names its product small G protein signaling modulator 1-like. Gene Ontology annotation, molecular function: GTPase activator activity. NCBI's taxonomy places the organism in Eukaryota, Metazoa, Chordata, Actinopteri, Salmoniformes, Salmonidae. Bases 49 to 4431 code for a protein of 1460 amino acids. The record is from RefSeq and is a predicted model, not a curated record. The transcript has 25 exons. Gene Ontology annotation, biological process: activation of GTPase activity.
AACUGAUGGUCUCUGUGUGAAGGAGCUACGCAAAGGGGACCGGAUUCCAUGCCAACAACAACAACAGCAGCAGCAAUGGCAGAAGCAGAGAUGCGUCAGAGGCUACUGUGCACCGUCAAGAAGGAGGUGAAGCAGAUCAUGGAGGAGGCUGUCACCAGGAAGUUUGUACAUGAAGACAGCAGCCACAUUGUCUCGUUUUGUGCUGCGGUGGAGGCUUGCGUUCUACAUGGGCUUAAGCGGCGAGCGGCGGGAUUCCUGCGUAGCAAUAAAAUAGCAGCGCUCUUCAUGAAGGUGGGGAAGAGCUUCACCCCGGCAGAGGAGCUGUGCAGGAAGGCUCAGGAGCUGGAACAGAUCAUCGAGAGCAAGCGGAACCAAAGCAUGCCCAACCAGGACAGCAUACGGAGACUGCCCAGGCUGUCGAGCCUCAGCCCGCAGGUGGUCAGAAACUUGUGGAUCCGCACGGCCCUCUUUGAGAAGGUGCUGGACAAGAUCGUGCUCUACCUCGUGGAGAACAGCAGUAAAUUCUACGAAAAAGAGGCCAUUCUGAUGGAUCCGGUGGACGGACCCAUUCUGGCCUCUUUGUUAGUGGGGCCCUGUGCCUUGGAGUACACAAAGAUGAAAACGGCGGACCACUUCUGGACAGACCCCUCAGCAGACGAGCUGGUCCAGAGACACCGCAUCCACAGUGGUCAUUGCAGACAGGACUCCCCCACCAAGAGGCCUGCCCUUUGUAUCCAGAAGAGACAUUCAAGUAGCAGCAUUGAUGAGCGGCCUUCCCCCUCGCCCUCAGCCCGGGACUAUGUGGAGUCACUGCACCAGAACAACAGAGCCACCCUGCUGUUUGGAAAGAACAACGUGCUGGUGCAGCCGAGGGAUGACAUGGAGGCUAUUCCAGGAUACCUUUCUCUCCACCAGACCGCCGACAUCAUGACACUGAAGUGGACGCCCAAUCAGCUGAUGAACGGCUCUGUGGGAGACCUGGACUAUGAGCACAGUGUGUACUGGGAUUACGCUAUGACCAUCCGUCUGGAGGAAAUUGUUUAUUUGCACUGUCAUCAGCAGGUGGACAGCGGGGGCACGGUUGUGCUGGUGAGCCAGGACGGCAUUCAGAGACCCCCGCUGCGCUUCCCUAGAGGGGGGCAUCUGCUCCAGUUCCUCUCCUGCCUGGAGAAUGGCCUCUUGCCCCAUGGCCAGCUGGAUCCUCCGCUCUGGUCCCAGAGAGGAAAGGGGAAGGUGUUCCCUAAACUGAGAAACAAGUGUUCACAGGGCUCCUCGGACUCAGUGUCCGAUAAGGAGGAGGAUGAGGCCACAGACUAUGUCUUCCGCAUCCUGUUCCCCAACAGCCAAUCAGAGUUUGUGGCUCCAGAGCUGUUGGACCAGGGGGCCAACAUCUGGCAGCCCAUCCCCAGGAAGUCCUCCUACUCAUCCUGUACCCAGGGCAGCUUCUCAGAUGGAGGACCCCCCAACGGUUGCAACCAUGAAAGAGCCCCUUUGAAGCUGCUGUGUGACCAAAUGAAGUAUCAGAUAAUCUCCCGGGCAUUCUACGGCUGGCUAGCUUAUUGUCGUCAACUGUCCACUGUACGUACACACCUCUCGGCCCUGGUCAACCACACUAUCGUGGCACCCGAUGUGCCCUGCGAUGCCUUCACGGGCCUCACCGCUGAGGUGUGGCAGAGGUUCCUUCAGGACUGCACUGCCUAUAACGAGCAGGAGCUGCUGCGCCUGGUGUACUUCGGCGGUGUUGAUCCUUCGCUGCGUAAGGAGGUGUGGCCCUUCCUCCUGGGCCACUACCAGUUUGGCAUGUCUGAGUCUGACAGGAAAGAGGUGGAUGAGCAGGUGCGGGCGUGCUACGAGCAGACCAUGAGCGAGUGGCUGGGCUGCGAGGCCAUCGUGCGGCAGCGGGAGAAGGAGCAGCAUGCAGCGGCGCUGGCUAAGUGCUUGUCUGUCUCGGCCAGCGUGGAUAAUCCCAACCCUGUCCAGAGAAUGCUGCACCAUGACUCCAGCAUCAGCAAUGAGUCCUCCCGGAGCUGCAGCUCAGACAGACAGAGCCUGGCUCGCCUGCAGAGUGACUCCAGCAGCAGCACCCAGGUGUUUGAGUCUGUGGAGGAGGUGGAUCAGAUCGAGACAGAGCCCAAGAGCAAAGAGGCCAAGCAGGUGCCCAAGAUCCCCAAUGGAGGAGCCCUGCCCAACGGGACCAGCUCCCCAGACUCGGGGCACCCCUCCUCUCGCAACUUCUCAGUCACCUCGGGCCUGUCAGACCGCUCUUUGAGCACAGAGGACAGCACUGCACCUGACACCACCCCUAAAAACAUCACCAGCACUCCUCCACAGUUGGCCCCAGCCCCACAGAGCCCAGUCAAAGCCCAUGAGGAAGAGUUGGAGGCAGAUAGCCCAAAAGCCCAACCCCCAGCCCUGCAGGAGGAGAAGGACCUCCAGGCCAAGGACCCACCAGAGAAGGAGGAAAAAGAGAGUGUGACCGAAGUGACCCAGGAGAUUGAGGGCAACGAGACAGAAGUGCCAGAUAUAGAAAUAGACAAAAAUACAGUGACAGUAGAGCCAGUAGAAACAGAAAUGCCAGAAGUAGAAAUUGACAAGAAGACAGAGGUGCUAGAGAUUGAAAUGGACAAAAACACAGAGACAAGGGAGGACAAGGCAGCAGACCUAAGUGCGUUAGAGAGCCAGAAAAUAGAGGAAGAAAAUACAUCCGUGACUGGACCUGCCGAGAAAGAAGAGGUAAGGAUCAAUGAAAAGGGGGACAUUGAGUUACCGAAAGCAGAAGUGGAUGCUGUAGAAGAAACGGUGAAGUCCAAAACAGAUGAGUUCAAAACAAUGGAGGCUAAAGAGCCUGAGACAGAAGUGGUAAAAAUGUUGGAUGGAGAGCCAACCAUGCGAGCAGACACAGAGGAGUUGCAGUCACUGGAAACAGAGACAUUAACUCAAGAGUCAAGAGAAACAGAGGACGAAGGAUCAGAACCAGAGUCUGUAGAUCCAGAAGAGAAUGAAACAUCCCAAACAAACCAUAGAGAGCCAAAAGAGGAGAAGGCAUUGACAUCAACGAUGACUGCAGAAGCAAUGGAGGACAAGACAUCAGAAUUCGAGGUUGAGCAAACUUCGGAGGCUGGAAAAACAAAGAGUGCUGAAACAUCGGAAGUAAAGGAAGCCGAAGGAAAGACUAUGGAAAAGACAGAAACUGAGAAAGAAGUAGAAGCCAAUGAGACUGUAAAAUUUGAAGAGGUAACCGAAACAAAGGGGGUUAAGACGAUGUCACAUGAAGAAGUUGCAGAGGAAAACGUGGAGGACAUUACAAAAUCUAAGGAAGUGGGAAAAAGAGAGGAGGAGACCAAGCGGUCAGCGACGGAGAAGAAUACAAGCCCCGUAGCAGACACCAGGGUGGCAAGGGCAAUGGAAGCAUUUGGUAGCACCACCCAGAGUGAGGAGGCUCUGGCCACCACGGAAUCUGAGGAGUCUCCUUCAGCCAUUGAGAUGGCAAACGUCUCCAUUGCCCCACUGUGGGACCGGAUGGGUCCGUGCGACAGUUCCGGGGUCGGGGCUGCUCUCUCUGAGGGCUCAGUCCCCCAUCUGGAGCUCCAACUGGAGGAGGAGGAGCAGUGCAAAACCAGCCCAGAGGGCACAGAGUCCAUCUUGUCUGAGGAGCCUGAGAUGGAGAGCAUCUUCCCACAAUUUGACUCCCUGACCGUGGGCAGAGAGCUGACAAACGAGGACAUCUCUCCAGUGUCAUCCAUCGGAACCACGUAUUCUCAAGAGCUUUUGGACAUGUACACGAUGAACCUGCACCGCAUUGAGAAGGAUGUCCAGAGGUGUGACAGGAACUACUGGUACUUUACCCCUGCCAACCUGGAGAAACUGCGCAACAUCAUGUGCAGCUAUAUCUGGCAGCACCUGGAGAUUGGCUAUGUGCAGGGCAUGUGUGACCUGCUGGCUCCCCUCCUUGUCAUUCUGGAUGAUGAGGCCAUGGCCUUCAGCUGUUUCACUGAGCUCAUGAAGCGGAUGAAUCAGAACUUCCCCCAUGGCGGUGGCAUGGACACUCAAUUUGCCAACAUGCGCUCUCUCAUCCAGAUCCUGGAUUCUGAGCUCUUUGAGCUAAUGCACCAAAAUGGCGACUACACCCACUUCUACUUCUGCUACCGAUGGUUCCUUCUAGACUUAAAGCGUGAGCUGGUGUAUGAUGAUGUGUUUGCGGUGUGGGAAACCAUCUGGGCAGCAAAGUACGCCUCCUCUGGCCACUUUGUCCUCUUCAUCGCUCUGGCGCUGGUGGAGGUCUACCGGGACAUCAUUCUGGAGAACAACAUGGACUUCACCGACAUCAUUAAGUUUUUCAACGAAAUGGCUGAGCAUCACAACAGCAAGCAGAUCCUGACACUGGCCCGGGAACUGGUGUGCAAGGUGCAGACUCUCAUUGAGAACAAGUGAUCUCCAGGAGUCAUCCACUUCUCUUCCUUCUUCCUCUUCCCCAACAGUCUUUCUUAAACAUAGAGAUAGAUAGAGGACUCAUAUUUGUAUCUGUUCUAUUAUAGCGUCUGUGACAGCAUGGGCAGUGCCGUUGAGGCUAUCUCCAUUUCAAAGAAGUCAAUUUUCUUCUUUACGAUUGGCUGAUCCCUCCUGAUGACACGGUGCUGCCCAUGCUAAAACAGCGUUUAUCUAUCUUCUCUAUGGUCAGUUUGAACAGCUGCAACCGAACAGAGAGAUCAGGGUCCAGUUCAUUAGGCACCAAAUGGAAUAAAACAGACGGAGGGAGGCACUACUUAGACUAGUCCUAUAAGAAACUGUCAAUUUCAUUUUCAGUCACAAAAUGUUUUCAAUUGCGUGCCUUGAUGAACAUGACUGAGAUGUGCUCCACUGUUCACUGCCUUCUCCUUAUCUAUGUAAUACCAGCCGGUACUCUGUCAUUUCAGGUCAUGUCAUGGAACACCAAGGGAAGGGUCACUUUUACCUCCAGUUAUUCUGUCAGGGAAACAGUUUGAUUUAUUUUUAAUUGUUAACUGUGACAUAUACUUAGUCAUCAUAGGAUGUAUGUGGUAUGCCUUGUAGACACUGGCCUGUCUUGAUUGAAGUGGGGUUAGAAUUAGAGGUCGACCGAUUAAUCGGAAUGGCCGAUUUCAAGUUUUAAUAACAAUCGGAAAUCUAUUUUUGGGCCCAAUUUAAAAAUAGAUAUAUAUUUUUUUUUUAAUUGUUUUAUACCUUUUAUUUAACUAGGCAAGUCAGUCAAGAUCACAUUCUUAUUUUCAAUGACGGCCUAGGAACGGUGGGUUAACUGCCUCGUUCAGGGGCAGAACGACAGAUUUUCACCUAGUCAGCUCGGGGGAUGCAAUCUUGCAACAUUACAGUUAACUAGUCCAACGCAAUAACGACCUGCCUCUCUCUCGUUGCACUCCACAAGGAGACUGCCUGUUACGCAAAUGCAGUAAGCCAAGGUAAGUUGCUAGAUAGCAUUAAACUUAUCUUAUAAAAAAACAAUCAAUCAUAAUCACUAGUUAACUACACAUGGUUGAUGAUAUUACUAGAUAUUAUCUAGCGUGUCCUGCGUUGCAUACAAUCUGACUGAGCAUACAAGUAUCUAAGUAUCUGACUGAGCGGUGGUAGGCAGAAGCAGGCCCGUAAACAUUCAUUCAAACAGCACUUUUGUGCGUUUUGCCAGCAGCUCUUUGUUGUGCGUCGAGCAUUGCUCUGUUUGACUUCAAGCCUAUCAACUCCCGAGAUGUGGCUGGUGUAAACGAAGUGAAAUGGCUAGCUAGUUAGCGCGCGCUAAUAGCGUUUCAAGCGUUACUCACUUUGAGCCUUCUAGUAGUUGUUCCCCUUGCUCUGCAUGGGUAAUGCUACUUCGAUGGUGGCUGUUGUCGUUGUGUUGCUGGUUCGAGCCCAGGGAAGAGCAAGGAGAGGGACGGAAGCUAUACUGUUACACUGGCAAUACUAAAGUGCCUAUAAGAACAUCCAAUAGUCAAAGGUUAAUGAAAUACAAAUGGUAUAGAGGGAAAUAGUCCUAUAAUUCCUAUAAUAACUACAACUUAAAACUUCUUACCUGGGAAUAUUAAAGACUCAUGUUAAAAGGAACCACCAGCGUUCAUAUGUUCUCAUGUUCUGAGCAAGGAACUGAAACAUUAGCUUUCUUACAUAGCACAUAUUGCACUUUUACUUUCUUCUCCAACACUUUGUUUUGCAUUAUUUAAACCAAAUUGAACAUGUUUCAUUAUUUACUUGAGGCUAAAUCGUUUUAUUGAUGUAUUAUAUUAAGUUAAAAUAAGUGUUCCUUCAGUAUUGUUGUAAUUGUCAUUAUUACAAAUACAUAUAUUUUUUUAAUCGGUAUCUGCGUUUUUGGUCCUCCAAUAAUGGUAUCGGUGUUGAAAAAUCAUAAUCGGUCGACCUCUAGUUAGAAUAUACAUACACAAGGCUGGUUUCACAGACCCAGUUCAAAUGAAUAUAGAAAAAAAAAUUCUGCCAUAGUUACUCAAGAACUGAAAUAUCGGUUAACCAUUUUAUUUCAUUAAAAAAAAUAAGAUUAACAAUUAGUCCUGGAAUAUUUUAAGAUGUGAUAGUUACCAUGAAUCUUUAUUAAAGUGCAAUUCAGUACAGGAGUAGGAUUAACCUGGUUGAGUGAAAUGUCCAUAAUGUUGGAGUUUAAACUUAUAUUUACAGCCUGUCUGGAGCAGUAGUUUACCUCCGUAAAUUAGUUAACAGGUAAGGUCCCUGCUAAAUGUGCCAAAGGACAGCAUUAGGGAGAAAAUUAAAUCCGCUUAAAUUUUCUACUGUGUUUUAUAAGUAGACUACCUCGCAAGUUGUUACUGCAUGUAGGUAGGUGUUCUAUCACAAUAUAUUUGAGAAUUUCUUUAAACUGAAAUGAAGGAAAAUAAUUAAUUGGGUUGCUUAAAGCUGCAAUCAGCAGUAGAAACAAUAACAAAGCAAUUUCCCCACCCCUGUUUUGGUAAAAAUCUGAUGGAUGGGGUUUGAGAAAUGUAACCACUCAAAUUCAUACACAGAGCUAUGGAUGCAAGGACUGAUCCUUCCAUGAUACAUUUAUUUAACUAGAAAAGUCAGUUAAGAACAAAUUCUUAUUUACAAUGACGGCCUACCCCGGCCAAACCUGGAUGACGCCGGGCCAAUUGUGCGCCGCCCUAUGGGACUCCCGAUCAUGGCCAGUUCACCCUUUUAAAGGAUAGAAUAUGGUAACUUCUUACAGGGAGACAGCUAAAAUAGUAUUUUCCUCUUCAUUCCAUCUUUGAUUAAAUCACUGGUUUCUACAUUAUUUGUUAAACUCCCAAAUCAGCCAGGUCCUAACAGACAAUUGCCACUUGUCUGUAUCACCUGUAAACCUGUGUGUAUGGGCACGACGUGUGGCACUGCACACUGGUAGGAGUCAUGAAUCAGUUGGAACCAUGUCAGUAAUGGGCAGAGUUUUGAUUUUCUCAUUCUGCCUUUUGUCUAUUCUAUAUUAUGUCUCUGUAUACUGUUGUGUAUGAAUUGUACUUUAAUGAGAACUAGACAUAGGUAAUUUUAAACCUUCAAAAGAUCUAUUUAUGAUACAUAUAUGAUCGUACAUGUGACUUAUAGUUGUCUGAGCAGAAAUGAGUCCCAAAAAAACAGUUGACUAUUUAACAUUGGUCUUUUUUCUUUUUAAAUGAUUGAUAUACUCCAGUGAGCCACUCUAUAUUCUGUCAGUUGUGUUGCUUUCUCAGAACCUCGUCUUGUCUUCUGGCAUUUCAUGUUCCACUGUUCUUUUAGUCCACUUCUUAAUGUUUAUUGUUUUUCUUUUGGAGAAGUGGUUGGCUGCAUUUGCAGAGAGAGUGGAAAUAGGAUUCCAAAAAUAAUUAUGUAUUCAGUUUUGCUUUAAAAGUUGGAACAUAAUGGUGAAUAUCCUAUUAGAUCGAGCACGAUAGCUGGGCUGUGACAAUUGCCAAUCAUGGUUGCCAAUUUAAGGUUGGGGGAUGCUUAGAUCCCAGGCCAGCAAGAUCAAGACAUAUGGAUAUGAAUUUGGCCUUAGAAAUCCAUCUAAAACGGGUGAAUCUAGGAAACCGAUGAAGGAUUAGGAUGUUUUACUAUAUCUGUAGCCUGGCUAGUAAAGAUUUGUGGGGGAGAACAUGUGUGCGCUUUCAUUCCCUUAAACUAAUGCUAAUUGUAAAUGAAUAUGUUUCGUGAACCACCAUUCCUGUUUUCCAUUGCCUAGGUAGAACAUCAUUUCAGUUCUACCAGUGUUGUUUCAUGAAUGUGUUGACACCUGUUGCAUUGAGUAUUGAUGGUUCUCUGUGAAGGCAAACUGCUGUAUGUCACACCAGAAUAAGAAAACCAAACAAUUGUAUUAUCUUGUAACAUCUAUUUAUUAGUUAACUUAUUUAUUUAUUCAUGAAGUUUCUGCUUUUGUAUGUAAAGGUCAUAUACUUGUUACUUUGUGGUCAGUAAAAAAGAAAAUACACUGCUCAAAAAAAUAAAGGGAACACUUAAACAACACAAUGUAACUCCAAGUCAAUUACACUUCUGUGAAAUCAAACUGUCCACUUAGGAAGCAACACUGAUUGUCAAUAAAUUUCACAUGCUGUUGUGCAAAUGGGUUAGACAACAGGUGGAAAUUAUAGGCAAUUAGCAAGACACCCCCAAUAAAGGAGUAGUUCUGCAGGUGAUAACCACAGACCACUUCUAAGUUCCCAUGCUUCCUGGCUGAUGUUUUGGUCACUUUUGAAUGCUGGCGGUGCUUUCACUCUAGUGGUAGCAUGAGACGGAGUCUACAACCCACACAAGUGGCUCAGGUAGUGCAGCUCAUCCAGGAUGGCACAUCAAUGCGAGCUGUGGCAAGAAGGUUUGCUGUGUCUGUCAGCGUAGUGUCCAGAGCAUGGAGGCGCUACCAGGAGACAGGCCAGUACAUCAGGAGACGUGGAGGAGGCCGUAGGAGGGCAACAACCCAGCAGCAGGACCGCUACCUCCGCCUUUGUGCAAGGAGGAGCAGGAGGAGCACUGCCAGAGCCCUGCAAAAUGACCUCCAGCAGGCCACAAAUGUGCAUGUGUCUGCUCAAACGGUCAGAAACAGACUCUAUGAGGGUGGUAGGAGUGCCCGACGUCCACAGGUGGGGGUUGAGCUUACAGCCCAACACCGUGCAGGAUGUUUGGCAUUUGCCAGAGAACACCAAGAUUGGCAAAUUCGCCACUGGCGCCCUGUGCUCUUCACAGAUGAAAGCAGGUUCAUACUGAGCACAUGUGACAGACGUGACAGUCUGGAGAUGCCGUGGAGAACGUUCUGCUGCCUGCAACAUCCUCCAGCAUGACCGGUUUGGCGGUGGGUCAGUCAUGGUGUGGGGUGGCAUUUCUUUGGGGGGCCGCACAGCCCUCCAUGUGCUCGCCAGAGGUAGCCUGACUGCCAUUAGGUACCGGAAUAAGAUCCUCAGACCCCUUGUGAGAACAUAUGCUGGUGUGGUUGGCCCUGGGUUUCUCCUAAUGCAAGACAAUGCUAGACCUCAUGUGGCUGGAGUGUGUCAGCAGUCCCUGCAAGAGGAAGGCAUUGAUGCUAUGGACUGGCCCGCCCGUUCCCCAGACCUGAAUCCAAUUGAGCACAUCUGGGACAUCAUGUCUCGCUUUAGUCCAGGUCUGGGAGGAGAUCCCUCAGGAGACCAUCCGCCACCUCAUCAGGAGCAUGCCCAGGCGUUGUAGGGAGUUCAUACAGGCACGUGGAGGCCACACACACUACUGAGCCUCAUUUUGACUUGUUUUAAGGACAUUACAUCAAAGUUGGAUCAGCCUUUAGUGUGGUUUUCCACUUUAAUUUUGAGUGUGACUCCAAAUCCAGACCUCCAUGGGUUGAUAAAUUUGAUUUCCAUUGAUAAUUUUUGUGUGAUAGUUAAAUGUGCUGACAACAAUGUAAAGAAAAAAGUAUUUAAUAAGAAUAUUUCAUUCAUUCAGAUCUAGGAUGUUAUUUUAGUGUUCCCUUUUUUGAGCAGUGUAUAAUGAAAACAAUCCAAUUCUAAAUAUAUAGAUAUUAAAUGGUAUAUGUAUUUGUAAAA